AGGCGAGAGGGGGGAGGAGCAGAGAGAUGAUUCCUCUCUAAUCCUCUAGACACACGCUCGGUCUGGCUGCCUACUGGCUCAGAGAGAGAGGGAGAGACGGACGCAGGUGGAGGGCGAAAACAGAGAGAAACCAAGUGGGAAGAGGGGAAAAAAACAAGAUGAAGGGAAGAGAAGAAAGGAGGGCUGCCUGUUGUAUAGCACGCUGAGAGAAAUAUAUAAGGAGAGAGGCGGCGAGCACGAAGGAGCUCUGGAGAAACCAGCAACUCCUCUCUCACGGUUUCCAGCAGAAGGAAGGAGACGGAGGAGUGCGAUGCUUCAGUCCUGCUCUGCCUGAGACAAACCAGGCGAGAAAGGAGCAACGGAGAGGAAGAGGAAGAGGAGGAAUCCCUUUGGAAGAACAGCUGGAAGAGAAGACGACUAGAGAGAAAUGAAGGGGAUGGAGGAGAAGAGGACAAGCAGAGACUCCUGGUUCCUGAGGCUCACAUGAGUGUGUGGACCAGAGUUACUACGAGAUGCUGUCAGAGAAGGAGCGUGUGAGGGCGGAGUGUUAGUGUGCAGAUGAUGGAUGUCUGUUUGCACAAAUUGCUCCUUGAAACUCGGCAGAAGUAGACGAGAGUGAGAGUGUGUGUGUGUGUGUCAGGCCAGGUGUGAGAACAUAUGACAGACCAGCUGUUUUAAGAGGUAGAAGGGGUCAGGAGCACCCAGAGGAGCAGAAAGCGAGAAGAGGCGCUCACGUGUGGAAGUGCAUGGACUGAAUUACUCACACGGACGUUUAGCCAGAGCAGAGGCGAGUCCAGCUGUCUCAGAGGUGUGAAGAACAGCUUUAAAACAGAAGAACUGAGGCGACACUGAGCUCCUUUCAGCGCCUCUUUUACACUAAACCGGCCACCUGAAGCCACUCCCUACCUCAUCUCAACAAGUGGACUUGAAGACUCGCAGGUUUGACAGCAGCUGAGCGGGGUCAGUCCUGAUUUCUGGUGCCCAGUGGAUGCCCUCUAACUCCAGCCAUGGGAGAAUGGACCAUCCUAGAGCGCCUCCUGGAGGCCGCAGUCCAGCAGCACUCCACUAUGAUCGGCAGGAUCCUGCUGACAGUAGUGGUGAUCUUCCGCAUCCUGAUCGUAGCCAUCGUGGGGGAGACAGUGUACGAGGAUGAGCAGACCAUGUUCAUCUGUAACACUCUGCAGCCAGGCUGCAACCAGGCCUGCUAUGACAAAGCCUUCCCCAUUUCACACAUCCGCUACUGGGUCUUCCAGAUCAUACUGGUGUGCACACCCAGCCUCUGCUUCAUCACCUACUCCGUCCACCAGUCGGCCAAGCAGAGAGACCGGCGCUACUCUUUCCUCUAUCCCAUCAUGGAAAGGGACUACGGCGGAAGGGACGGAGCACGAAAGCUUCGCAACAUAAAUGGAAUUCUAGUUCAGCACGGCGGCGAUGGCGGAGGAGGGAAGGAAGAACCUGACUGCCUGGAAGUGAAGGAGAUCCCCAACGCCCCACGAGGCCUCACCCACGGAAAGAGCUCCAAAGUUCGCCGGCAAGAAGGGAUCUCCCGCUUCUACAUCAUUCAGGUGGUGUUCAGAAACGCACUGGAGAUCGGCUUCUUGGCAGGCCAGUACUUCCUCUACGGCUUCAGCGUGCCUGGGAUUUUCGAGUGCGACCGCUACCCGUGUCUCAAGGAGGUGGAGUGCUAUGUGUCCCGGCCCACGGAAAAAACGGUGUUCCUGGUGUUCAUGUUUGCGGUGAGCGGCAUCUGCGUGGUGCUCAACCUGGCCGAGCUCAACCACCUGGGCUGGCGCAAGAUCAAGGCGGCCAUCAGGGGCGUCCAGGCCCGCAGGAAGUCUAUCUGCGAGAUCAGGAAGAAGGACAUGGCGCAUCUGUCCCAGCCUCCCAACCUGGGACGCACUCAGUCCAGCGAAUCAGCCUACGUCUGAAGAUGAAGAGAAGAAAAAAAAGGAGGAGUGGGAUGAAUGUGAAAGAGAGAGAAUGAAUUAAUUAUGAUUUUAAUUUAAUGAAGAUGGUGCGGACGUCAAACCAGAUGACCUCUCCUCUGUAAUGAAGGAGUGAAACAGAAUGUAAAAAGACCAAACCUCCGGCUCUGCGACUUUGAGUCAAGAGAGGUGGGAGGAUAAAGAAAAUUACAAAGCAGAAAAGAGGACAAAAAGUUUCGCUCGAACAUAAUUAAGACAUUAUGAUCUCAUGAGGAGAUAUUCCAACUGCCAUUUUGUACUUUUGUCUUUUUUAACUAAUUACCUUCUUCACUGCCCUUCACUUCUUAAAGAAUUAAAUCCCCACGGGGUUGGAGAUGGAAAAACUAGAGAUGAGAAGAAGAAGAGGGGUAGCGAGAGGAGAACGGAUAAGAGGCUGUUUUGUGUUCUUUGACGAUAUUGGAAGACGACAGCGGUGUUUGAUACUUCCCAUGGUGCUUUUCUUCUGGACUGUGUCAGCCUCAGUGAAAAAGGGAGGACAGGAUAGGGGAUGGGAUGGGGAGAAUGAGCAGCAGCAUCAUUAAAAAGAGGAACGGAAGAGCUGUCAAAGCCGUGACAGACUCUAGAGAAGGGACGACAAGUUUGGCAGCGAGGGGGAGGAGGAGGGAGACAACACGCUCUGGGAAAACAUAUGAAACAAGCGAGGAGGGGGAACUGAGAGGGAACGUUUUUUUCUUUCGCUUCCUCUCUUCGCCUGAGAAUCCAAGAGAGAGAAUCCAGGAGAGAAGGAGCUGCCUCCCGACUGUGUGUCUUGCCUCUGCUGGAACAUCGUCACAAGCCAAAACCGAGAGAAAAAGACUGACGAUGUUUAUGUUUUGUCUCUUGGCAAAAGAUGAUUUUAACACAAACAUGGCGAGUACCAUAAACACUUUCCUCUUUCCUCUCCCCCAUCUCUCGCUCUCUGCUCGGCGGCUGGCAGCUAUUUAGACCCCGGGGGCUUCGAAUGACAGGAAUGACCGCCGCUGCUCUCCUGCUGCGUAAAUUUCGGAGAGGAACUAAUGAACAAAUGGACACGCAGUUGGUUAACGUCAGUCUCUCCUGAAGCACAAACCAAACUUCCCUCGUUGCAGCGUUGUCACGUGCAAACACAAAGGAGGGAACAGAGAGACCAGAGCUAAAGAGAACGAGAGAUUGUAGAAGAGGAAGAUCACUUUAUAACAACUUUAAACAAAUUUUAUAUAAUACAUCACUAUGAGUUAUGAUUUUUUUUCAGAAAGCGAUGGUGCCAUCCUUAAGAUAUUUAAUUAUUGUUAAAGAGUUACAUAGAGUAUAUCAUGGUAAUAUUAUUUAUCCAUUUAGAGUAUAUCCAGAUAGAUUUAUUUAUCUUUGCGGGCGGGUUGGUUGGGAGAUCAUGUUGCUGUUUUUUUCAAAUGUAUAAACUGUCUGUCUUUUUUUCAUUUUUGCUUAGUUUAAAGCAUUUCUCACUGAUGGAACUGAUUAAUGUCAUGUACGGGGUGGGAAGGGACAUGUUUGCGAGCUUUGUUCAGAAAUGCUUUUGAGGUUUUGCAGCUGAUUUUUUUUCCUUAUUUGCAACUCUGUAGGGAAAACGUAGAUGCAUUUGUUACUUAACUGCAUUUAAAAUGCAGAGCAAAGCAGCUGUUAAACACACCGUGUGUGUGUGUUUUCUACAGAGAGCCUUGGCUUUCUUCAAAAUCAGCUGCACAGCUUCAGGCAAUUCAGGCCUGUGAGCCAUUUGAUAAAGGCAUGUUUACACGAUGCCAUGUUUCUUGAAUGAUCAAGCUGUGUAGCCGAGGAGUAGUUACUCUCUAGGGACAUUUGUGUUUUUGAUUCUCAGUGGCUUUCAUUUUGCAUUUCUUUCCUGACUGGAUUUCAGCAUGCAUGCAAUGUAAGAGAAAAGUAAGAGAAUGACUUGAAAGAAACAGAAAAAGAUGACAGAGCGUGUUGCACCUUGAUUAAUGUAGACUUGGUGGAAGAGUGGCAGACUGAAGAAACAUUCUGGGACAAAGGUGUUUCUGGACACAGACGUGUAUAAAUGCAUGACGUAAAACAUGGAGCUAACACACCGAGUCUAUGAAACCAGAUAUAAAGACAAUUCAUGGACCUGGUAGCUCUGCCUUCUAAGAAAAACAUUCCAACACAACUGACCUGUCUUCUCAGUUAUGUCUUGAAGGAAAUGUGUUUUCACCCAGAUGCAUUUUGUGGUUUAUUACAAAUACAUUUCUAAUCUACAUAUCUUUGUUAUUUAUUCUUAUAUAGCUUUCCAACUUCUUUUUCAACCAGUGAAUCAUAUAUUAGAUAAGGUGGGACUCAUCACCCCUCUAGUAACCCAGAAAAUCAAAGAUAAAAGCUUUAAAGUUGUUUUGAAAGAUGAUAUUUUCCAAAGGCUAGUGCUGUACUUUAAGCAUCCACAAGCACAGGAGCACCCACGUGAAGUAAAACUGGUUUACACUGAGUUCAGUAAAAUGCAGUCCUACUGAAUCCUGGAGGAUGGUAAAAUGUUAAACACUGAUGUGUUUCAAGUUUAGUACAUUUCUCAAAGAAAUUGGUUGUAAGCAGCUGAUGGAGACAGGGCUCAGUAUAAAAGAGAAUAAUCAAGUCUUGAACCUGACAAAGUAGUUUUACUGCCUAAACCCACCCAAGAAAAUACAUUUCUUCUGACAUGUAACUGAGAAUACAGUUUAGUUCAGGUGACAAUCAGACACAAGCACAAAGCAGUUCUAGCCACAUUUUGUCUGUCUAAAACAGUCCAUGCUCUUUGAUCUUGUUACAGAGCUGUUAGCUACAGCUGUCACUUAUCCCCUCACUUUACAAUCAUAGAAAAUACACAAAUAAUCAUGCAGCAGAUCAGUGGUCUGUCCUUUAGUCUUGGCAUUUAAAUGUAACAACAAAGAACCUGCAAUCUGGACGGCCUUACACAGAUCAGCACUGCAGCAGCUUCUCACUGCCUCGUCUGACUGGUUGGCUUCAAGAGGGGCACUGUUCUACUUUCUCAUUUACUUUUAUGAUACUGUUAAUAAACACAUUAACCCAACGGCAGAGAUAUGACACCACAUCAUAGCUGCAUUAAUUAAUUUUCCGGUCCUAGUAUGUGGCAGCGUUAAUAGCAGCACAGUGGAAAGGAUGAAAAGUCAGCUGCAUUGUUUAACCCUCCUGUUGUCCUCAUUUACGGGCACCAAAAAAAUUGUUUCUUUGUCUGAAAAAAAUCCAAAAAUUUAGCAAAAAAAUUCCCCAAAUUUCUGAGAAUUUGCAAAACCUUCAGGAAGAAAAUUCCAAUAAUUCCUUAAAAGCAUCCCUUGAAAGUUUUAUUUUGAAAAAAUCCCCCAAACGUGGCAAGAAAAUUCAAGUAAAUAUUUUCUAAAAUGGGUAAAAAUCUUCCAAAAAAAUCCUAAAAACAUCUAAAAUGAUUACAUACAUAUCAGAAAAACUUCAAAUACUUUCUUUAAGAACAUUCACAAAAAAUCAAUAAUUUUUUUGAAUGUUCUUAAAGAAACAUUUUUAACAUUUCUUUUUUUUCCCACCAAAAAAUGUUCAUAAAUUUCCCCAAAGAUGUCGAAAAUGUGGACUAUUUUCUCCCCAAAUUUUCAAACUUUAAAACGGGUCAAUUUUGACCCGCAGGACAACAGGCGGGUUAAAUAAACUGCAGCAUACAUUACUUAGAACAGUGGUUCUCAACCCUGUUCCUCAGGACCCCAUGUCCUGCAUGUUUUAGAUGCUUCCCUGCUCCAACACACCUGACUCAAAUGAUCAGUUCGUUAUCAGGCUUCUGCAGAGGCUUGAUAACGAGCUGAUCAUUUGAAUCAGGUGUGUUGGAGCAGGGAAGCAUCUAAAACAUGCAGGACAUGGGGUCCUGAGGAACAGGGUUGAGAACCACUGACUUAGAACAUUGAUCUCUUUAGAAAAAAUGAAGCAACAUUUAAACAACCCCACUGUAAAAAUACUGUCAAGAUUUAUUCAUUGCAUUUCAUAUUAACUAAAUCUGUAGCAGCUGUAAUCUGUUUUUUUUCCUAAAGAAAAAUGCUUGUCGUACCAUCACCACUGAGGCUGCUGUCUAAAUACCCUUACAUGGCACUAAGUACUGUAAACACCAUAAAGCAGCAGCCAGAGCUACAGUUGGUCUUUUAGGAACAGCUGAUGUAGUGGAAGUUACUCUGCUUCUCCAUUCACUCCCACUGUCAUAAUCUCUGUGAUUCUUACAGGUGAUUAUCCCCAGAUUUAGUCUCCCCCGAGGGUGUGAAUGGGUCCAGGGGGAUCGGUGCAGUCUACUUACUGUAUGCACCCAGAAGGACAAAUACGCUGACAGGGCAUGCCACAAUGCCUAAUAAUAGAGGUUGAGCUACCCCUUGUCCAUCCCCUAUACUGCUGUGAGCGUGCUUCUAGCGAAAGCUUAAACGCUGACCUUAAGCUUAAGAGCCAAGCCGAUGUCCUGUGCUAUACGGAGCUCCUGCUGGGAGUCAGAGAGCAGGACAGAACUGAUCUAAUCUCUACUAUUUUUACUGAAUGGUGUGCACACAUGUUCAACGUACACUCGGACUUGAACGUGGGAACACUUUUGAGUUCAGCUCUUGGAUUCUGUCGUUGUGUCUGGUUUCAUUCAGGUCAGAAACACAAACACGCACACACAGCGUAGAAGGCCAUAAAUGUGUCCUGGUUUUCUUCGGUUUACAUUUAUCCAAGGUUCAUUAGUGACUCGCUCCAGUUGUGGCGUCAGUGGAACCAGUUCUUCCAGCAGUCCACCACUCUCCACGGUCUGCUUUUCUAUUUGUCAAUGUGAAAUGAAUUAUGCAACUUUUUUUUUCUUAUUUGCUUAUCUUUUUUGACUUGUGGGCUCAUUUUGUUGUCUGUUGCUCUUUUUGUGCAGUGACAUAUCAAAAAAGGAAGAUGUUUUUUCUAUGUAAAGAACAAACUUUUUUUUUAUGUGUAAAACCAAGGGUAGAGUGUUGAAAUAUAAGACUAGCAGAAAAAAUAUAUUUCCUCCCUUGCCAAAGUGAUAUGCAAAGUUGAAUUCAUUUUCAAAGAUUUUUUAACUGCAUGUGUAACGGCUAGAAUAAGCAUGUUUCUAUGUUUUCUUCAACGGAAUCUUUAAAAAAGACUUUUUAUUUAGUCCAAACUACGGAGUGAAGCUAUUACGUCUCGAUGCCAUGUGUGUAUAUUAACUACCCAGUUUUUCAGCAGACGGUUACAGAGCCAGGCAGACAACACCAACUCAGUGAAGUUAAAACUACCUACUACAUUAUCGUUUCAAGUCCCGAAAGAGUUUAAAAAAUGCUGUAUACAGUAAAUCCUUUACUUUAAGAAAUUUGCACAUUUAUAAUUAGUUGUAGAUGUUUUGAUCGAUAAGCCAGUCUCUCAAAUGUGUAAAACACAGGGUACACAGGAGUAUCAGCUGACAGGUAAAACACUGGCACCACUAGAUGUCAGACGCCAGAACAUUCCAGGGUUUAGCCCCCAGCACAAUGAACCUACAAUGAACAGAGUUUUAAUGUAACAUGACUAAAUCCUCAGUGGACAACAUAUCGGGCUGCAGUGCACUGACAGCAGACUCAGGAGAGAAAACAAUGCUGAUGUUUUACAGCUUUUCUACACACAAGAACACUUUUAUCGUGUCAGCAUCCUUUCCAUUUGUACUGUAGAACCAACCCGAGAAAAUCAGCUGUUGGUGCUGCUGAGGCUCAAAUCAUUCGUUCGGAGACAUUCCCUUCUGUCCAGCACACUACUGCCCACAAACCACAGGUCAUGUAGCAACGCAGGUCUCCUUAAAAAUCAAGCUCUUGACUGUUACGUACUAAAGGAGCCCGUUUUGUGAAGGUCCUAUAGCUAGUCAUGAUAUAAUCUCCACGGUUCAUUCAUAGCGCAGAACAGUAGCAAACAAUUUGACUCUCAGGAACGCAGCAUGUAAGUGAGCUGCUUCAUUCAUUAACACGGAGCUCAAUGAACAUUACUCUUUAUUCUGCUGCCAGAAGGACCCAAGAUUAACUUAGUAAUCACACUGUGUAGCCGAUCCAAAGGGCUGGUAGGUGGCCCCUGAGCCAGUUUUGAAAAUGCCCUCCUUAUAUAUUAAAGGGCUUUUUAUUAUUGCAAACUAAAAAGCCAUAGUUUAAAAAAAAGAAUUCAAACUUGACGUGGCACAGUAUUUUGAAAGAGUACAAUGUGCACUCACAGGCCAAGAUUAGUCCCAUUCAUACGUCAGUCAGUCAGCGAGGCAUUGGAGUCGUUUUUGCAUUUAAAUUGAAAAUUAGACAUCUUGUUUCAAAAGCUUUUCACUGUGUUGAAUGAAAUGAGAGAAAUGUAAGUUAUAAAGCUCCUUUAUCCUGGUGUUCAGCUUCAAUCUUCAUUUUAUUGUGAAAUAACAUGCUCCCUCCCUCCCUCCGGUCCCGUCUCGUACUGGUGCUGCUGUCCUGACAGCUAGAUUAUAACGUUUGUGGGUUCAGGAGUGGACCUCUCACUAAUCUGUCAUGAUAUCAGUUGUGAUUACUUCAUCUAAUUACACUGAGUGGCAGAUCCAGGCAGAGUGAAAUUUAAAACUGCCAUCCGGAUUUGACCAAACAGCCACCGUGAAUCCUCCCCCUCUCUACCUCUCUCUCUCUCUCUCUCCACCUAAUGGUCGCUGGAUCAUGCAUGUGAGAUUACAACACACAGAUUUAUCUCUCUGAAAUUUCAGCAAAUUGCAAACUGCUGAGUUUUUAGUGGAAGAGAGGGGAGAUUAAAAACCAGUGGGACAGAAGAAGAGCAUACCUCAGGCCCACUCUCUCCUUCUCACUUCUCCUCCAACAUCAGCACCUUAUGAGCUCAGACCAGAUCACCUUUACGUCAUGACGUGUGUCUGUAAACGCCGAUGUUUCAGUGAGAGGGAUGAAACCUGAGCGGUGUCGGUGGAGUGGAGGGAGUGAUGUCAAGUGUGGCCAAUAUUUGGCAUCCUAUUUAUGGAAUCUGAAAGAGAAAAUAGUCAAAGAUUUUAGCCCAAGGAACUUGCCAUUCCUCAGCAUAGCUUCUACAGUGAUCUGUGACAUCUGUACGGAUGUAAAAUCAUGGACUGAAAACGGGAACGAUGGACUACACACUCAAACACGCUCACGCUUUGCAACUUUCAUCGGAAAAUCUGUGGUUUCUGACUGCAGAUUUUAUGAUGUAUGUGACAGACCUUCGUUGAAGGUCCACUGUAUAUUUCUGACUGUUGUACUGUAUGUAAAGACUGAAUAAAACCUUGAAUGUUACAUCAAGCUUGAA
Acanthochromis polyacanthus (spiny chromis) is the source of this 9167-nucleotide messenger RNA. RefSeq names its product gap junction delta-2 protein (gene gjd1b). Bases 1008 to 1928 code for a protein of 306 amino acids. The record is from RefSeq and is a predicted model, not a curated record. Gene Ontology annotation, cellular component: connexin complex. The transcript has 2 exons. Lineage: Eukaryota; Metazoa; Chordata; Actinopteri; Pomacentridae. Gene Ontology annotation, biological process: cell communication.